UAAGUUCUUUGAAGUCAGAGAUGUGUCUUUCUUGUUCACUUUGUAGCUUUGCCAUGUAAUACAGCAUCUGGCAAAUAGUAGAUGCUCAGUAUUUGCUGAAUAAACAUUUGCUAACUCAGCCUUCAUCUUCCUGCAGGUUUUACUUGGGGUUCUGGUGGCUUCAUCUCAUAAAGGUUGUCUACAACUUAGGGACCAAAGUGGUUCCCUGCCCUGCCUGCUCCUGGCCAAGUACUCUCAACCCCUCAAUGACCCACGGCUGAUAGGUUUGGAGUUCAGAUGUGGAAAGAAGAUGGUGGUGGGGUGGUGGUUCUCACAACCAGGGGAGCCUGGGAGGAAACAUCUGCUGGGAUUUACUAGGGAUGCUGGAUUGACACAGGUUGAUCAACAACUUUUGGGAGACUGGAAUGGCAGGCAGAGAACAGGGACAAGAGCACCCCCGGCCAGAAUUGCCAGCAUGCAUUUCUCCACCAUAGCUCCUAACAUGCACUGCAGGAUUACAACUGUGUCUCCUACAUUCUUAGUUUGGAGAGAAGGUGUCACCCCUCUAAGGUGGGGGGUUCAGGUGUGGGCUUCCCUGUUAAGGCAGCAGCUCUGGUCUGGGGUGGGCAAUGAGACCUGUAGGGUGGUCUGCCUCACAACCCACACCACAGGUCCCUUUUCUUGUCAAAUGGAAAACUUUCUUCCUCUAGGCUGCCUGGUGCGGGCAGAGAGGUUUCAGUUGAUCAUAGAGAGGGACGUGAGAAGCAGCUUCCCUUCCUGGAAGGAGCUGAGCAUGCCAGGCUUCAUCCAGAAGCAGCAGGCCAGAGUCUAUGUCCAGUUCUAUCUGGCUGAUGCCCUGAUCCUGCCUGUGCCCAGACCCUUCCUUCAUUCAGCCACACCCUCACCACCUCAGACAGAUCCCACCAGCUCAGAGGGACCCCACCUAGGACAGAGCCGGCUAUUCUUGCUCUGCCACAAGGAGGCCCUCAUGAAGCGGAAUAUUUGUGUCUCCCCAGGAGCAAGUCCAGAGGUGCCCAAGCCCACCCUCAGUUUCUAUGUGUCGGGGAGCUGGCUUGGGGGCACCCAGAGGAAGGAAGAGACUGGAUGGGGGCUGCCCGAGCCCCAGGGAAAUGACGACAAGGAUCAGAAGGUUCGCCUCAGUUUCUUUGGCUCUUCAGUCCGCUGGUUUGAGUUCUUGCACCCAGGGCAAGUGUACCGACUCAUAGCUCCUGGCCCCGCUACGCCAAUGUUGUUUGAGAAGGAUGGGUCAUCCUACAUGUCUCAGCGUCCUCUGGAGUUGGCUGGCUGUGCACCUGGCCUCACUGUCCAGGACAAUUGGACUCUGGAGCUUGAGAGCUCCCCGGACAUCCAAGAUGUACUGGAUACAAACAAGGCAUUGCCUGAAUCCUCACUGACCGACCUGCUCAGUGGCAAUUUCACAGAUUCCCUGGUGUCGUUCUCUGCUGAGAUUUUGUUCCGGACACUAUGUGAACCCCUUCCAGCCUCUCUCUGGAUGAAGCCAGGGAACACGGGGGCCGUGAGAAGGUGUGUGAAGCUAACUGUCGCUCUUGAGACCUCUGACUGUGAAUUCCCCCCUCACCUGGACGUAUAUAUCGAAGACCCACACUUGCCUCCUUUACUAGGACUCCUUCCAGGAGCCCGGGUCCACUUCAGCCAGCUGGAGAAAAGGGUUUCCAGAUCCCACAAUGUUUAUUGUUGUUUCCGGACAUCCACUUAUGUGCAGGUCCUGAGUUUUCCCCCUGAGACCACCGUCAGCGUUCCCCCGUCCCCCAUCUACCUGGCUGAACUUCUGCAGGGUGGCCAGACCCCAUUCCAGGGCACUACCUCUUGCCAUAUUGUCUCUGUCUUCAGCCUUCAGCUCUUCUGGGUGUGUGCUUAUUGUACCAGCAUCUGCCCCCAGGGAAAGUGCACUCGCCAGGGCUCCACUUGCCCUACACAGACAUCUGUAAGCCAGGCCAUCAUCAGGCUCCUGGUGGAGGAUGGGACUGCUGAAGCCGUGGUGACCUGCAGGAAUCACCAUGUGGCAGCAGCACUAGGGCUGUGUCCUAGUGAGUGGACCUCCCUCCUAGAGUGCGUCCGAGUGCCAGGCAGAGUAUUGUUGCAGUUUGCAGGGCCUGGAGCCCAACUUGAGUCCUCAGCCAGGGUUGAUGAGCCCAUGACCGUCUUCCUCUGGACACUUUGUACUAGCCCAUCUGUCCUCCGUCCUAUUGUGCUUUCCUUUGAGCUGGAAAGGAAACCCUCUAAGAUCGUCCCAUUAGAACCUCCUCGGCUACAGCGAUUCCAGUGUGGAGAGCUCCCUUUCCUGACUCACGUGCACCCCAGGCUCCGAUUGUCGUGCCUUUCUAUCCGAGAGUCAGAGCACUCCAGCUCUCGGGGGGUCCUUGCCUCCUCCUGUUGACUGCAAGGAUGGCCUGAGAGUUCUUCCCUUCUUGCUGAAAACCUGAAGGCCUCGGUCCUGGCUCUUCCCCCUACUUGCUCUGUGAUUGAACCAGGACUCCAGAUCCCUUGAUUCACAAACCGCUACUCCACUUUAAUUUCCCUUCUUUGGUAUUCUGGUGCCAGCCUGCCUUGAUGAAAUUGUGGAAACAGGAAAUCAUGGCACUGUUGAUAUUUCCUCUGACUGGGGACAAGGCACCCGCACUCACAGGCAGUUCUGAGCACCUGGGUUCUGCUUUUGUGGCAGGAGCUAAGGGAACAAAAGACUUGCUCGCCAUGGGGUUGAUGCUGACAGCAUUGACCUGCAGUGAAACUCUGGUGUCGUUUCUCA
Messenger RNA from Sapajus apella (tufted capuchin), 2767 nucleotides. RefSeq names its product CST telomere replication complex component 1 (gene CTC1). The record is from RefSeq and is a predicted model, not a curated record. Gene Ontology annotation, cellular component: CST complex. The coding region runs from base 290 to 2398 and encodes 702 amino acids. Gene Ontology annotation, molecular function: single-stranded DNA binding; telomeric repeat DNA binding. Gene Ontology annotation, biological process: telomere maintenance via telomere lengthening; positive regulation of DNA replication. The transcript has 12 exons. Lineage: Eukaryota; Metazoa; Chordata; Mammalia; Primates; Cebidae.